AUGGCUUAUAUGUUUAAUUGUAGUUACAUUUUUGCUACUUUACUAGUAUUGAAUUUGUGGAUUAUUCAAGCUACCUCUCGUACUUUAUACGAAUCAUCAAUGGUUGAAAAACAUGAAGCGUGGAUGGCAAAGUAUGGACGUGAAUACAAAGAUGAAAUAGAAAAGGCAGAGAGGUUCAAGGUAUUCAAACAAAAUUUCGAGUAUAUUGAGUCGAUAAAUAAAAAUGGAUCACGAUCGUAUAAAUUAGGCAUCAAUGAAUUUGCUGAUCGUAGAAAAGAGGAAUUUAAGUCUAUUCGUAAUGGAUACAAAAUAUCGUCUAAGAAACAAAUAAAAACUACGUCUUUUCAAUAUGAAAAUGCCUCAUCUCCAUUUAUGGUAGAUUGGAGGAAAAAAGGUGCGGUUACUAGGAUUAAAGACCAAGGGCAAUGUGGAUGUUGUUGGGCAUUUUCCGCUGUGGCUGCUAUAGAAGGACUUAACAAGAUUAAAACGGGUAAAUUGAUUUCAUUGUCUGAACAAGAGUUGGUUGAUUGCGAUAUAGGUUCAAAUGAGGGUUGUGAAGGAGGUUUAAUGGAUUAUGCUUUUAAAUUCAUUAUAAAAAACAAUGGAAUUACUUCAGAAAAUAGUUAUCCUUACAAGGGAAUCGAUAGUACUUGUAACAAGAAAAAAAUAUUCAACCAAAUCGCGAAAAUUAAUAGAUAUGAAGAUGUUCCAGGUAAUAGUGAAUCAGCUUUAGUUAAAGCUAUUGCAAAUCAACCUAUUUCUGUUGCAAUUGAUGCUGGUGGAUCAGAUUUUCAAUUUUAUUCUAGUGGUGUAUUCACAGGACAUUGUGGAAAUGAAUUAGAUCAUGGUGUUACUGCAGUUGGUUAUGGAGUAACUAUAGGUGGUACUAAAUAUUGGCUCGUUAAGAACUCAUGGGGAACUAGUUGGGGCGAAAACGGAUACAUUAGAAUGUUAAGAGAUGUUAAUGUUAAGGGAGGACUAUGUGGGAUCGCCAUGCAAGCUUCUUACCCAAUCGCUUAA
Messenger RNA from Solanum stenotomum, 1020 nucleotides. RefSeq names its product senescence-specific cysteine protease SAG39-like. Lineage: Eukaryota; Viridiplantae; Streptophyta; Magnoliopsida; Solanales; Solanaceae. The record is from RefSeq and is a predicted model, not a curated record. The coding region runs from base 1 to 1020 and encodes 339 amino acids. Gene Ontology annotation, cellular component: lysosome. The transcript has 2 exons. Gene Ontology annotation, molecular function: cysteine-type endopeptidase activity.